AUGGUAGAAGUUGGUGAGGGCAAUCCAGGUGCCUUUGGAGUCCUGUUACUCGGGAUGUACAGUCAUUCACUCGUCGUUCACUCGUUUCUCACCGGACGCCACCUCGAUAUUUUACGACGGUCAGCCAACAACUCGCCUGCCUGCCUGCCUGCCUGCCGGCUCUCGAACGUUGCAUUUGUUUCCCGUGUCAACGUUUCGUUUCCUCCAACGCUCUCGGCACCAAAACAUCCCGCGCGGCCACCCAGACAAACCGAUCGCUCGCCCAGCCCACCUGUCAACACCAAACACGCUCGCUCAGGCCUUCGCCUCUUUUCCGUUCGGUUUCCAGAGCUUCUGUAUCCAUCACACGCCAUCAAUUUCUCCGACAUCCCGAUGUCUAGCAGUGCGAGUCGCCCCGUAGCGGACCAAUCCAAUUCGACUGCCCUCGCCCUUACCACUGGCGCUCGGACGAUCCCAACCCUGCCAUUCGGUAAACAACUUGCCCACUCGUUCACCUUCAACAUAUUCAACCUGCUCUGGGCGAGACCCGUCUCCGAAGACAAACCCGACAUGCCAUCAAAGAAGGACACCGCCGCUGCUGCGAAGCCUGCGAAUGGCACUGCAACCAAGCGCUUUGAGCUUCCAGCCCUCGACCUGAAGUUUGGCGCGCUGACCGACGGAACGGACAUCCCUCCGCCCCUCCCUUCGCCGAUACGAGAGGAGGCCGUCCCCACGCCGCCAGACACCCCGAAAGAGGCCGUCAAGUCGAAUGGCAACACAACGGCCGCCGCCGCCGCUGCUGCUGCUGCUGCUGCUGCGGCUCCUGUCCCACCCAUCGCGACUACUGCCGGUGUAAAACGCCCGGCCGAAGACAAUCCCGCCUCCCCAACCUUGUCGGCGCGACCCGGAAGCAUACGCCGCCUCUUUAGUCGCGGGCUUUUGAACUCGGCCUAUGUGGAGGGAGAGGGAGUGGAAGCGAGCAAAAGGACAUCGCGGCCUCCUAGCAGGGGCGCCAGCAGUGUGGCCGAUUCUCGGAAAGUGAAGCGGUCGAGUGGCUGGUUUAGCAGAUUCCGGAGCGACAAAGCUCCACUUUCUCCGCCCGCGACAGACGAGAAGAAGCCCACCGGGCCCCCGCCACCAAUGAUCCCGGAACUGACGGAGCUCAAGUCGAGCGACGACGCCAAGGACGAGGAUGGCUUUGGCAGCGAUCUGUUCAAAGACAUCAAAUAA
Messenger RNA from Podospora bellae-mahoneyi, 1209 nucleotides. RefSeq lists its product as uncharacterized. The transcript has 2 exons. The coding region runs from base 1 to 1209 and encodes 402 amino acids. The record is from RefSeq and is a predicted model, not a curated record. NCBI's taxonomy places the organism in Eukaryota, Fungi, Ascomycota, Sordariomycetes, Sordariales, Podosporaceae.